GGUCAGCUCGGAUGUCUGUUGUGACAUAUACCAGAGUGAAGGGUCAGGUUGUAGUGUAGUCUAUGGUGACGGUGACAAUAACAAAGUUCCUUGCUGCAGGCAAGAAAUGAUGGGGUGUAAUUAUGGUUUGGUUCGAUGUAAUUAAACUCUGAAACUGUCACAUCAAACGGAGAGGGAAAAAGAGCUGGGGAAAAAUAGGUCAGUGGAGAAUCUAAUUACGAUGAAAUGACUUUCAGGCACAGUGGAGCAGAGCAUUAGUUCUGGUCUGAUUACAGGAGCAGGACAAGCCUCAAUGACCUGAGGUAGCUGUGCUUUUUAAGAUCUGGGUCACUGCUGGAAAGAAACUGAGUGAGAUGUUUUGAGGAUAACUGGCCUUAUGAAUAUUUGUGAUGAUCUAAUGGCAGACCAAAGAAUGGACAUUUCCUCCACGAUGAACGAGUUCAUGUCUCCCGGCUCCACUGAUCUAAUCAGCUCGAUCGGCACACCCGGCAUGGACUACACACGCAAGAGAAAAAGCAGCACCACAGACUACCAAAUUGAUGGAUUUUCUUUUGAGGAUAGCAUGGACACAGACAAUGAUAGACUUGGUGAUCAUCAAGGCCGGAUUAAAAAUGCCAGAGAGGCCCACAGUCAGAUUGAGAAGAGACGCAGGGACAAGAUGAACAGCUUCAUAGACGAGCUGGCCGCCCUAGUGCCUACAUGCAACGCUAUGUCCCGUAAACUGGACAAACUAACAGUCCUGCGCAUGGCUGUCCAGCACAUGAAGACCUUAAGAGGUGCUGCUAACCCCUACACUGAAGCUAACUACAAACCAGCCUUCCUGUCAGAUGACGAACUGAAGCACUUAAUACUGAGGGCAUCUGAUGGUUUUCUGUUUGUUGUUGGCUGCGAUCGAGGGAAGAUACUGUUUGUUUCCGAGUCAGUCUACAAAAUCCUAAACUACAGCCAAAAUGACCUGAUUGGUCAGAGCCUGUUUGAUUACCUGCAUCCUAAAGACAUUGCCAAAGUCAAGGAGCAGCUGUCCUCGUCGGACACGGCGCCACGGGAGCGCCUCAUCGAUUCCAAAACUGGCCUCCCAGUAAAGACAGACAUCACCCCCGGCCCAUCCAGACUUUGCUCUGGAGCCAGGCGAUCUUUCUUCUGCAGGAUGAAGUGCAAUCGGCCCCUCAUCAAAAUGGAGGACAAGGACUUUCCUUCCACCUGCUCCAAGAAGAAAGCUGACCGUAAGAGCUUCUGCACAAUACACAGUACUGGCUACCUGAAGAGCUGGCCACCCACCAAGAUGGGUCUAGAUGAUGACAAUGAACCAGACAACGAGGGCUGCAACCUCAGUUGCCUGGUGGCCAUUGGACAGCUGCAUCCCCACAUUGUCCCUCAGCCAAUGAACAAUGAGAUCCGUGUCAAACCCACUGAGUAUGUCUCUCGCCAUGCCAUCGACGGGAAGUUCGUCUUUGUUGAUCAGAGGGCCACUGCCAUUUUGGCUUAUCUACCCCAAGAGUUGCUGGGUACAUCGUUUUAUGAAUACUUUCAUCAAGAUGACAUAGGACACCUUGCGGAAUGUCAUAGACAAGUGCUCCAGAUGAGGGAGAAGAUCAAUACAAACUGCUACAAGUUCAAAAUAAAAGACGGCUCCUUUAUCACGCUGAGGAGUCGCUGGUUCAGUUUUAUGAACCCUUGGACCAAAGAGGUGGAGUACAUUGUCUCCACCAACACUGUUGUCUGUGUGCCUGAAGGAUCUGAUGGCAUCUAUCCUCAGCUCGCCGCCUCCCCCCAGAGCAUGGAUAGUGUACUCACAGACGGAACUGGCAAGCGGGCCCUUCAGACCGUGCCUGGCAUCCCCGGCGGCACAAGGGCAGGGGCGGGAAAGAUCGGCCGGAUAAUCGCAGAAGAGGUGAUGGAGAUCCAGAGGAUAAGAGGCUCCUCGCCCUCCAGCUGUGGCUCCAGUCCUCAUAACUUCACCAGCACUCCACCCCCAGACAUGUCGUCCCCAGGGGGAAAGAAGAUACAGAACAGUGGAACCCCAGAACAUCCCUCAGCAGGGCUGAUACCGGGACCAGACUCCGUAGGCUAUCCGUACUCCAAUAACUCCAAUCUAAGCGAUAACUCUCACAUUGGCAUUGACAUCAUGGAUGAGCCAGGCUCCAGCAGCCCGAGUAAUGACGAGGCAGCCAUGGCUGUGAUCAUGAGCCUUCUGGAGGCAGACGCAGGGUUGGGAGGCCCAGUGGACUUCAGUGACCUGCCCUGGCCACUGUGAGGACUGUCAGGCUUAGGCAAGGCCUCCUAAAUGGGCUGAACAUGGUAGAGUAAGGGCUGGGUGUUACAAUAUUCACAUUGUGUCAGUUUGUGACCAGUACCAGAGAGCCAUAUCAACAGGGCUAAUGUGACUGUAGCCUCACAGUAAGGCUGAAUGCAGGCGGGCCCUGAAAAGGAAGGAAUACUAGGCCUGGGAUCGGCCAUGAUGUACAGUCCACCUCAGUGCGGUUGGGGAAAAGUGAAACUGCCUCAUUACCCCUGUAGUAUUAUUGUAUCAGUCAGUUAUCUGGGUUUUUCUAUGUCCAUUCAUCCUCACAGGCAUUGAACCCAGCUCUUUUAUAAUGGCAUUGUUUUUUUUGUUGUGUUUUUACACUACAAAAAAACAUGUCAAUAUUUCUAAAGAAAAUUGUAUCAUACUUGUUUAUUCUAAUUUUCUCUAAAUAUGUAUAUGUAAAAGUGUAUUGUAUCAGUAGUGAAUUAUUUAAAAAAUAACUUCCUCUA
Molecule: messenger RNA, 2754 nt
Organism: Oncorhynchus kisutch (coho salmon)
Lineage: Eukaryota; Metazoa; Chordata; Actinopteri; Salmoniformes; Salmonidae
Product: aryl hydrocarbon receptor nuclear translocator-like protein 1
Exons: 18
Coding region: 377-2254 (625 amino acids)
Biological process (GO): regulation of DNA-templated transcription
Cellular component (GO): nucleus; transcription regulator complex; cytoplasm
Molecular function (GO): DNA-binding transcription factor activity; protein dimerization activity
Source: RefSeq, a predicted model, not a curated record